Sporisorium graminicola is the source of this 813-nucleotide messenger RNA. RefSeq lists its product as uncharacterized. Gene Ontology annotation, molecular function: NAD(P)HX epimerase activity. The transcript has a single exon. The record is from RefSeq and is a predicted model, not a curated record. The coding region runs from base 1 to 813 and encodes 270 amino acids. NCBI's taxonomy places the organism in Eukaryota, Fungi, Basidiomycota, Ustilaginomycetes, Ustilaginales, Ustilaginaceae. Gene Ontology annotation, cellular component: mitochondrion.
AUGUCUUCCUCAACUACAGCGGCACAAGCAUCCACCUCUUCGCCAGCAUCGCCCCUGCGCCUACGAUACAUCGAUGCCGCGACCGCGCAAAAAAUCGACGAAGAGCUCAUGUCGCCAGCGGGUGGCUUUUCCAUCGACCAACUCAUGGAGCUCGCUGGGCUUUCGUGUGCACAGGCCGUCUUCGAGUGCUAUCCGCCAACGAAAUACCCCAACGUGCUCGUAGCUUGCGGGCCCGGAAACCAGGGCGGCGACGGCCUCGUCGCUGCACGCCACCUCUACCACUUCGGAUAUGAGCCCUCGAUCUGGUACCCCAAGCAAGGAAAGACGGAUCUGUUCCCACGUUUGAAGGUGCAGCUGCAGAACUUGGGGCUGCCCUUUGUACACCAGGACGAGUUCGAGGAUGCACUUGAGGAGGCCGAUGUUGUGUUGGACAGCGUCUUCGGGUUCUCGUUCAAAGGUGAAGUGAGGGAGCCGUUCAAAGUGCCACUCGAGAUCCUCAAAUACGAGUCGCGCAUCGAGUUUGAGGCGAGGAAAAAAAUGCCUCCCAUCGUGUCGGUCGAUAUCCCCAGCUCGUGGGACGUCGAAAAGGGCAACGUCAACAAGGCAUUCACCCCGUCGGUGCUGAUCAGUCUCUCGGCACCCAAGUUGGGAUCUCUCCAUUUCGGCGGGCGACACUUUUUGGGUGGUCGCUUCUUGUCAGAAGAUCUGGAGGCCAAGCUCGACUUGCAGCUGCCAGAUUAUCCGGGCACAGAACAGGUGGUCGAGAUUACGGGCGCUCGGCCUUUGGUAUCGCAGGAAGCUGAGCUGGCAUGA